AUGCAAUCAAUGAGACGACUGAAGUUCUUUUUGCCAUAUUGUAUCAUAACAUUGGGGAGUGCGUUUCCUUUUGGAUAUCACAGUGGAGUGAUAAAUGCACCUGCUGACCUGAUCAAAAGCUUCAUAAAUGCUACUCUGGUUGCUAGGUCAGUCACAUGUGAUGAACGUUGCAUCGACUUGAUAUGGUCACUCUGUGUUACGUCCUUCCUCCUUGGGGGAUUUUUUGGAGGCUUGAUUGGUGGCGUUUUGGCUAACAAGUUGGGCCGGAAAAAAUCACUAUUUCUGCUUUCUAUCCCAACUGUAAUUGGGUCACUCCUGAUGAUGUUUUCGAAAAUGGCACAAUCUUUCGAAAUGAUUAUUGUUGGGAGAUUUACAAUUGGGAUAGCUUGUGGCGCUCAUACAGUCGUUGGGCCUAUGUUUUUGUCAGAAAUAGCUCCUGUCAAUUUCCGUGGAGCUGCGGGAACUUUCAAUCAGUUUGUGCUUGUUUUCGCUAUAUUGUUGUCACAAGUGCUUGGUCUGCCUGAAGUGAUGGGGACAACUGAAUUAUGGCCAUAUCUACUUGCUUUAUGUACCGUUUCCAGUGUCAUACAUAUUUUACUUCUGUCCACUUGUCCUGAAAGUCCUACUUACUUAUAUAUUAUUAAAGGUGAUCGUCGAAGGUCAGAAAAUGCAUUGGUUUACCUUCGAGGGCAAGAUUGCGAUGUACAUACUGAAUUAGAACUACUAAAAAUGGAGACACAACAGUCAUCUACACAUAAAUCAAAUUUUUUCGACCUACUACGUAUUCCAUACUUGCGAUGGGGACUGAUUGUAGCUUUGGUACUACAUAUUGGCCAACAGUUUUCCGGUAUAAAUGGAAUUCUUUACUACUUCGUAAGUUUAUUCAUAUCGAAUGGGUUAACAAAACAAGUUGCAAGCUAUGCGAAUCUUGGUACUGGAGUUACUAUUCUAAUUGGUUCUUUGGCAUCCAUAUUUAUUAUCGAUCGGAAAGGCAGACGUCCUUUAUUAAUGUUUGGAAUAUCAGCUUGCCUUUUUAGCCUCUUACUAUUCACUUUAACUUUGGUUAUUAAACGAGUGACUGAAAUCAAUAAACUCACAAUUCUAUCUAUUGUAUUGACAUAUACGUUUCUAUUUGGAUUUUCAGUGAGUUUAGGUUCUAUUCCAUGGUUUUUGGUUUCUGAAUUGUUUACGCAAGAAAAUCGUGAUGCUGCUGUCUCUAUUGCUGCAGCAACCAACUGGUUAUGCAAUGCUAUUGUAGCAUUAAUAUUCCCACAGUUGGUUAUCUAUAUUAGUAUUUAUGCUUUUAUACCGUUUAUAUGUGUAUUGUUGGCUGUAUUAAUAUUUGUCGGAUUGUAUCUACCUGAAACGAAAGGGAAAACGCCAGCUUCCAUCGAAGCUUACUUUAUGCGUCUUUAUGGUUUCCGUGGGACAGAAGUACAUGAAAAUCCAACAUUUGCAGAUAUAAUAGAUGAUACAACACAAGCUUAG
Molecule: messenger RNA, 1488 nt
Organism: Schistosoma guineensis
Lineage: Eukaryota; Metazoa; Platyhelminthes; Trematoda; Strigeidida; Schistosomatidae
Source: the annotation of a GenBank genome assembly